GUAAUUCUAGACCCAUUAUUGUUUUAACGGUCGCCAAGAAAUUACAUUUUCAAAUCUCAAUCAUGAAAUUGUUCACAACCGCUUCCAUUGCAUUAGUUCUAUUGGCCUGUUUGGUCUACAGCACCUCUGCUGGACCUGUGGUCACCUCAAAUGAAGGACAACACAACGAUGUAGUCGUUGCGGAAGAUGGUUCCAACACCGAAGCUGAUGCAUAUGGCCGCGUAAAAGUAAUCACCUGUGAUGUAUUGGCAUGGCUUGGAAUUGGCAAAGUGUCAUGUCAGGCGCAUUGUCUGUUGCUGAAGAAACGUGGCGGCUAUUGUAGCAGACAAAAAGUUUGUGUGUGUCUUAACUGAAAUCAUUUUCAGUUUUCAGAAAUAAAUAAAAAAUACUCUGAUUAUAAAA
This is a messenger RNA of Musca domestica (house fly), 402 nucleotides long. Its product is annotated as phormicin-like. Bases 63 to 353 code for a protein of 96 amino acids. Lineage: Eukaryota; Metazoa; Arthropoda; Insecta; Diptera; Muscidae. Gene Ontology annotation, biological process: defense response to bacterium; humoral immune response. The record is from RefSeq and is a predicted model, not a curated record. The transcript has a single exon.